GCCGCCGCGGGCUACAGCGCUCCUCCUUGAACCGCAAAGCUGCGGACACGAACCACUCCGGCCCUGGGAACGGGGGCCUCUCCCUCGGGCCCGCGGCUCUGCGGGGCUGGGCCGGCCUCACCUCGAGGUUGCCGGAGCCGCCGGGACAGGGACAGAGGUGGUGCCGAGGCCGGCAGGAACCGCCGCCGCCUGAUGACGCGCGGCCGCCCCAUGACGCGGAGCUUCCCUGGGCCGCGCGGCGGCGCCGCCUCCGUGGUCCCGCAACUGCGGAGAUUCGCCCCGAAACCAGCGCCCCACGCGCACACCCGCAGCGGGCGGGUGACGGGCACAUGGCGGCAGGCAGGCAGGCACCCAGCCCAGAGCGCUGCCGGCGGCGGCCGCCCUCACACAGAGAGGCCGCAGUGACGCCUCCCCACCCCGAGGCCGCGGGGAUGGACGCGGAGCGCGCUGCCGGCCGGGACAGCGCCGAGGGAGGAAGAGGAGGACUGGGUGACUUUGUGUCCGCCCUUCCUCCCGAGAUCAUCUCCCGGAUUUUCAGUGGGCUGGAUGUCGAGAGCUUGUGCCACGCUGUGUCCGUGACGUGCAAGGUCUGGCACCGCGUCAUCGACAGCAACGAGCGGCUGUGGCGGCACCACUGCCUGGCCGUGCGCGCCGUCUGCCAGCGGGAGAUCGACUGCGACCGAGGGAAUGGCUAUUCCUGGAAGAUUACAUUGUUGAGAAACUACUGGAAAAGCAAAAUGAAGCAAGAAUGGCUUAGUGGGAAAUACAGCAACAUUCCUUCACAAUUCAGUUUGCCAGAGAAAAGCAUGUAUCCAAUGGAUGUCGACACGUGGGGAGAAAUCUUGGAAGCAGAACUUGAGAGAUGAUAAACCGCUGCUGAUUCCUGCAACUCAGAUAGCUUUUGCCAAUAGCAGACACACUGUUCAGCAGUUGUGAAACUGAUUUUGAACUGAUUAUGAGUUUAUGAUGAAAACUUCCCCAAAAAAAUGUCAUGAGUGUCUUUUUUUAAUUUGCAUUUUACUGUAUUAAUUUUAUGUAACAUUCUAAAAACAACUAAAUAUUCAGCUGUAAUUUAUAUUUAUAAUUGUAAUGUUCUACUGCACUGUCAAAAAUAUGCUGAUUAUAAUUUCUGUUUGCACUUUU
Messenger RNA from Zonotrichia leucophrys gambelii, 1143 nucleotides. RefSeq names its product F-box protein 48 (gene FBXO48). The record is from RefSeq and is a predicted model, not a curated record. NCBI's taxonomy places the organism in Eukaryota, Metazoa, Chordata, Aves, Passeriformes, Passerellidae. Gene Ontology annotation, biological process: SCF-dependent proteasomal ubiquitin-dependent protein catabolic process. Gene Ontology annotation, cellular component: SCF ubiquitin ligase complex. Gene Ontology annotation, molecular function: protein binding.